ACUUCCUGUUUGACACAAGCCCUCUGCGUGUGCAGGGUCUAUAUCUCCACCACUACUACUGCAGCUACUGUGGCUGGUGGUAGUCUACAGCUGUUGUUUCUCUGGAGCCAUACACAGCACUAGUAAAGGAAGUGGCUCAUCUGCGCUCCCAAUCUUCURUCUUGUGAAUGAAUGGCAGUGGAAUUGGAGUCAUUGGACCUGAGGGGCUUUCACACAAACUAACGCCAAAAGGCUAUGGAUGUUACUGAACGAUAACAGCAGGUCGUGAGAAGACAUGCAGCACACGUCGUGUACUGAGGACCGGAUCCAGCAUGCUCUGGACCGAUGUCUGGAUGGGCUCAGACCCAGCCCCACGGCACCACAACCCUGGAACGUCCUGAUGUGCUCGGCGGGCCAGUCGUUGAACCGCUGGAGUCUGGAGGAAUUGGUGAAGAGAGACCCAGAGAACUUCCUCAUCCUCCUGCAGCAGAUCCUCAGGAAGACCCGAGAGGUCCAGGAUCAGUGUCAGUAUGAGCUAGUGGCUCCCCUCGCUAUCAUGUUCUCCUCCACUCUGUUACAGACCCCCUUCUGUCCCCCUGCCACGGAGCUGCUGGAGGAGGCCUGUGAGGUGUUCGGCUGUUUCGUGACUUGGCCAGAGCCUUACUGCAGCGUGUGUAAAGGACUGCUCUCCACCUUACARCAGGAACUCAAGGCCCCAGGCAUAUCCUAUCACAGACUGGUGAGAGAAGAGCAAGGCCUGGCCACCUCAAAACAUAGCUCAAAAACAAUGACGGUUCUGUUGAUGAACCCUAGUGAGGUGCCUCCUGAGUUCCUGUCUGUAGCAGACCAACUGAGUAGUAUCCAACGGUCCCAGAGAGAGACAUAUAUCACCCUGGUCAAACAUGCCUACCAGGCUACCCUGGGCUCCAAGUACCCCCUAGCCAGCAUCCACAAAGCCCUGCAGGUCAAGAGUCUAGAAGUGCUGGUGGAGAUCUUCUCCAUGGUAACCGACGUCCUGGAGAUGGCCGCUGCCAUGGACGACCCGGCGAAAGGCCGUGAUCAUGUGACGCAGGGCCUGGAGGGGCUGAGGGAGAGGAUGGGCGUCCCAGCGUCCAAUGUCAGGAAGUCUGACGGAAUGCUGCAAACUCUACCACUGCCCACAGCCAAGUGCUACAUGUUUCACUGGGACAAGGACAACUUUGACAUCCUCAACACCAURCUGGAGAACGAGCAUGACCUAACCGGCUUCCAGACCUCCAGUGGUCAGGGUGAUGGUGAAGAUGAGGAGGGGGAGGAAGGUGCAGAGUUCGACCUGGAGGAGGAAGAGGGAGAGAAGGAAGAGGGAGAGAAGGAGUUUGUACGUAGACAUGUCGGAGGCAACGGCUGGAGCAUGGACCACCGAGCCUCUACCUUCUCCACCGUCUCCUCCCUCUCCACUGCCUCUAAAGACUCCAUGUACUCCAACUUGUCCGAAUCCUACACCCCCUCCAUUCUCUCAGUCACUUCCGGCAUCGACAGCGACUUCUACGAAGACCCUGAGGACGCCACCUCCAGCCCCUCCCCUUUGGAACGGAGUCCAUCGUCCGGCAAGUCAACCAAAGCUUCGGCUCGUCGGAGCCAGCACUUCUCCCGUUUCUUCAAGACAAAGACACAGUCCCUGACCAGAGCCAAGAGCCUCGGCAGCCCAGAUGCUAAGGACUUUGUCCCUGUUCGUUCAAAGCGCUCCAACUCCCUCCCGCAGCAGGUGCACCUACGCAGCCCAGACUCCUUGUUCCAGACCCCCUGUACCUCCCAGGCCCUCAAGCAUGUGUGCUUCCGCCGGAGGCCCAUCCUGAGCAGUGACGAGGAGGGUGACAGUAAUGCCACCACCCUGAGGGUGGUAGUGUUCGGGGCCGACCACGUGGCGGGCAAGGUGGCGAGGGCCUAUAGUAACCUACGCCAGAGAGAGAACGUUUGCCCGAACCUCAGCAGAGCCUUCCGGCUGCAGUUCUUCUUUGUGCCUGUGAAGAGGGACAGUGUUGUGAGGUGCCCCAGUCCCAGGUGCCCUAGCCCCGGAGGCCAGUCGGCUAGCCCACGGAGAGGAAGUACAGUGAGUACAACUGUUAUAGAGCUCAACAUUAUUGCCACAGAAGACAGCACUAACGACAUAGCCCGUUUUAUUGGUAUGCUGGACCCCUGGUACGAACGCAACACCUUGAGCCUGCUCAGUCUACCAGCCAACGUGGUGUGUCAGCAAACCUCUAAGAUAGAGUGUGAGUUGUAUGAUAGUUCCUAUGAGGAUCGUCUGCCCAUCCUGGCUGACCUGGUGCUAUACUACUGUCGCCAUGCCACCAGGCCUGCACUGAUGCAGCUCUACCAAGCUGAGAUGACGUUAGCUGGAGGCGAGAGGCGGAKAGAGGUUUUCAUUCACUCCCUAGAGCUGGGCCACACCGCGGGGACACGAGCCAUCAAGGCUAUGGGUGCCGCAAGCAAGAGGUUUGGGAUCGAUGGCGACCGGGAGGCAGUCCCUCUGAUGUUAGAGGUGGUUUACAACAGGGUGGUUAUCAGUGGGAGGAGUCAAUGGACGAAGAAAGACACAGUUUGCACCUCCAUCAACCUGACCAAAGCCUGCAAGAAUCCAGAGGAACUAGAUUCAAAGAUGGAGUGCUUGCAGUUGACAAUGACAGAAGUACUGAAAAGGCAAAACUCAAACAAAUCUAAGAAGGGCUACAAUCAGCAACUGAGCAUGACUGAGGUGAAGGUGGACAAGGUGCAGGUCAGUGGGACUGGUAACACCACCUUCGCUGUGUGUCUGGACCAGGAUGAGAAGAAGAUCUUCCAGGGUGUCACCAGGUGUGAAGUAUCUGUAUGCUACAAGCCUGACAGCUCUACAGACUGGAGGUUAGGCCAGGGCCUGUCCUCCCAGAUCCAGCCUCUCCACCCCACCUUCUGCUCCCUCCUCUGCCUGCCCAUAGCCACCUUCAGUGGGGCACAGCCCUGACAGGGGAAUACCAGCCUUAAAAAUAUAUAUACUUUAAUGUAUUUCUGACACUUUUUAGACAGCUGGUAACAGAGGGGGAGUAAGUGGAGAUGAAAAGCCUUGAGUCUGUGGACCAGACUAAAAUGAAUGGAAGAGAUUCUUUUUGGAGCCAAGGGACAGUAUAGCUGCUGGAUGGUUCAGCGAACCACCCUCCUGUGAUGACUAACAUUGCCUGAGACCUACAGACGUCCGUUGGGCUAACAGUCUUGUGACAUUCAGGAGACCCAGGUUCAAUAACCAGUUGCUAAAAUGGACACUAUGGAUUAUGUAAAUGAUGUACAUUUGUAUACUAUAUAUUUCUUCCCUCAAAAUAACGUCAUCAUUACACUGUAGCUACACGGGCAUUGGCGCAAGGUAUUUGGAAGCACUGAAGUCCUCUCUUCCUGCACUGCAAUGAGCAACGGUUUCCUGAAAUGGGACAUUUCUGAAAUAUCACAGUGACUUCUUCUUUAGACCAGCAGGGGAGUCUAUUGUGUUCACUUUCCCACACUAGAGUAACUUAUGUCAGGAUAAUGAUAGGAUAAUGAAGGAUAAUGAGGGAGGAAAAGCAGCCUUUUCUCAGGACUCCACAGACUCAUCCAAUAGCAAUGAUGUUAAAUGUUGUUUUUACAUUUGAAUGUAUAUAUUUGACAUUGUAUUAAAUAAUCCUAUUUUGA
This is a messenger RNA of Salvelinus sp. IW2-2015, 3654 nucleotides long. NCBI's taxonomy places the organism in Eukaryota, Metazoa, Chordata, Actinopteri, Salmoniformes, Salmonidae. The record is from RefSeq and is a predicted model, not a curated record.